Molecule: messenger RNA, 2139 nt
Organism: Postia placenta MAD-698-R-SB12
Lineage: Eukaryota; Fungi; Basidiomycota; Agaricomycetes; Polyporales; Adustoporiaceae
Exons: 7
Coding region: 1-2139 (712 amino acids)
Biological process (GO): phospholipid biosynthetic process; endoplasmic reticulum unfolded protein response; regulation of transcription by RNA polymerase II
Cellular component (GO): nucleus; endoplasmic reticulum
Molecular function (GO): transcription corepressor activity
Source: RefSeq, a predicted model, not a curated record
AUGGCCCUCAGCGAGGAUGAGUCUGUCCGCAUCGCCGUCCGCGCCCUAGGCGACAUGAAAAACAGCGGUGUCUCACCGCUGUUUCAGCCGACACCUGCUUUGUCCAUGACAUCCGGAACCUCCUCACCCUCGUUGCCAUCUCCAUCGCUCGAACCAGACAACAUUUCUGAAGGACGCAUCGACCGCCGCCAGAGUGAAGAUGUCGACUUUGUAUCUCGCAUGUCUACUUUCCCCAUCGUCAACUCUGCUCUCCGAGUUUAUGAACAGGGCAAGGCCAGCUCGCGUGUCGUAAAGUACGGCGCGGAGAUGAUGGAAUCUUCUGUCAAAUCAAUAUCGCGCCCCGUCAUUGACAGAUUGCCUGUCGGCCAGCUCGAUGAGUUUGCAUGCAGGCAACUUGACAGACUCGAGAACUACACUCGCCGCAAUGCGAGUCAAGAUCGCGAGCACGAUCGCGAGCGCGGUCGCAGCACUCAAAUAGAGUAUGAUCGCAAUGUCGGGCGUAGUGCGGAUUACUGGGAAACACGAGACGUCUCGAUGGCUCGUGAAUCCAGUCGCAGCCGGCACACAGAUCAUGACCGGUGGCAAGAUGCGGGACCAUCUUCGUCAAACUCUAUGCAGAUGGACAGUCGCACGUCCACCCCUCAGUCACAGUUCUCCUCUCAGUCGUCUCACAAUCAUGAUCCUGCGUCACUACAAUUGCCUCCCCCACAGCAGCAACAGCCGGAUCGAUCGUCUUCGUCAUCUACUUCGACUCAACCUGAAAAUCAACAGGUAGCACAGCGCAGUCGAUGGCAGGCCGUGCUGCUGGAAGCUGGUGGGAUCGGUGCAGCAGUCAGCGAGGAGAGCAUGCGGCGCCUGCGGUACUGUCUGCAAUGGUUGCAGUAUGCGACAUCACAUAUUGACGCACAAAUACUGGUCCUGCGCAACUUCAUCACAUCGCUCCAGCCGUCCUCAUCCAGCCCACAUCCAGCCCUGCUUGUUUCACAGCAGCAUCUACGCACGUUGAAUGCUGCUAAGCGCGACGUCGUUGAUACAGUUCGCCAGGUUGUUGAUGUCGUCAGCCGCUACGCGGGCGGCGGGCUCCCCGAGCCUGCGCGCGCACGCGUGCGCACAUUUAUUCUGCGCCUGCCUCGGCGAUGGGCAGAGGCUGCCGGCGUAGACGGCACGGAUGGGCGACCUGGCGGCAGGGCUAGCCGCGUGGACAUGCGGCGUGCAAAUGGGAGCGCGGCACCAUACAGCUACGGCCCGGGCGAGGCAGGACCGUCGCCACGCUCGCGUCCGCCCUCGCGCGCUACGUCCCCGGGACAAUCGCGUGCGCACUCGAGACAGACGAGUGGGAAUGGAUUUGGAUCGGCCACGGGAGGCGUGCCGACGACGGCGGACGCGGCGAGCGAUGCUGCACAGCGGAUAUUGACGCUUGCUACGGAGAGCUUAGACAUGCUGCGCGGUGUGACGACGGUGGUCUCUGAGAGCUUGGACCGGGCUGAUGCAUGGGUGGAACGGCUCCGUGUGGUGGGACUGCAGAGACAGCAGAACGGAGACAACGGUAAUGGCAUCGCAAGUGAUGGUGACGGAAUGUUGGACUUGCGCGAGCCGAACUCGAGGAUACCUUCCACAGAGUCGCUCUCCAGUCUGUAUGCUCCCAGGCAGCAUUACGGAAACACGCCUUCCUCUCCCAUGUCGCCCUUCCCAUCAUUAUCGCCGCUUGCCGGGAGUGCAGCGACAUCGGGACACACGACGCCGUCGUACACGAUGUCGCGCAACAGCUCAAGCUCUGCACUGAGCAUGGGGCCGCCGAGCUCGCUGUCAAGCUACUACUCAGCGAACCUGAUGGAUGCGGGCGGGGCGGCUGCGUCGCUCAACGAGCUGUCCAUUUCGUCGCAUGCCCAUGGGUCGGCGACAAGCUCGCGGUUGGCGACACCCAAGAGUGUGCUUGCUGGGCUGCCGCCGGAGGGGGACGGCGGCGGAGGUACGUACCUUCCCGGCGUGGGUUCGUUCAUGACCAGAGGCGAGAAGUGGAGUGCGGAGGGAGAGGACCCCAAGGUGCUGGCUGCGACGGCACUCGCUGGUUUGGCGGGCUCGGCAAAACGUGUGAAACAGGACCGAGGACGAGACGAUUCAAUGGAGGUCGAGAAUUGA